This is a messenger RNA of Dentiscutata erythropus, 748 nucleotides long. The record is from the annotation of a GenBank genome assembly. Lineage: Eukaryota; Fungi; Glomeromycota; Glomeromycetes; Diversisporales; Gigasporaceae.
GAUUAAGUUAGUAAGACAGCAUGUAAAGAAAGAUUCUAAUUUGUUGGUUGUUUGGGCUCUCAGUUCAUAUCCAGUAGAGCGUAAAGAUUAUGAUAUCGAAUUAUAUUUAUUUAUGCCAAAUAAUUUGGCUGAAAGUGACCCGGAGUCUCAGGCUAUUUUUGUGAAGGAUGGUUUUUUUUCUGUUGGGAUAACGGUUUUGACUUCUACUUAUUUGAUGAUAUUUAAUAAGGUUGUGGUAUCUAAUAAAUGUCCUUUAAAAGUUUCUUUAGUUGGUAUUCCUCAGGAAAUACCAAAUGUGGUUAAGGAGGAUGCUAUUGUUCAGACUUUGGUUACCGAUUAUGCUGGUCAGGAGCAUAAUUUUAUUAUGAAAAUUGUCUUUCCAUAUUAUAAUUCAUGUUUUGCUCACUUGAAAGACACUAUUCGGCCUCAAGAAUCACUUAUAUUUAGUAUUUUUUCUGGUAAUAGUGUUUCUCAAGGAUUUUCGUCUUCUAGACAUUCAAAUCGUUCUAAACUUCUGGAUACACAUCAUAAUGCUUCCGAAAGUUCUAAAGAUAGUUCUGGUUUCAAAACUGUGUUUUCUGCAGUUUUAAAUGAUGGUAUUAACAGAUCUGAUUUUAAUUGUUCAAAUGAUGCUUGUUCUUCAAAGCAUAUUCGAGUUGAAGAUUUUAAUAAUUCUGAUGAAGAAUUUUUGGAAAACAGUUUUGAAAAUGAAAAUCUACAUGCAUUUGAAAUAAUAUCAGUAUUCUAG